Messenger RNA from Nerophis lumbriciformis (worm pipefish), 787 nucleotides. Lineage: Eukaryota; Metazoa; Chordata; Actinopteri; Syngnathiformes; Syngnathidae. The record is from RefSeq and is a predicted model, not a curated record.
CUUCAUUUUCUUUGAAACGUUUGGAGGUAUUUUCAUCAGAACCAUUGUUAUUGGAUUCAGGCCACAAAUGGGAAACACUCAAGUAGAGGUGCAGCUACAGUUCAACAAUUCCGUAUCGACUGAUCAAAUUCCAGAAGCUGAUGUUGUGGUAGACACAUUGGUACAGGCUGUAAAUAGUCCCAACAACACUUUCAAUCUUACUUUGGAUUCAGACUCAAUAGCAGUCGUUCAGCCAGAAACAACUACCCGUGUAUCCACAACUCAAGGGCCAACAACCAUCCUGGUACCACCAACGAAUGGACCAACUAACAGUACACCAACGACCACUCAUGGACCAACAACUGCAGUCACUUCAGUUCCAUCGCCAGUUGUGUCUAUUGAAGCAACUAUUGAGGAACCUUUUGUUCAAGAAUUGAAUGAUCCCAACAGUGAACAAUACCAAACUCUUCAAACACAAGUGAUAUCAAUGUGUGACUUCAUUUUCUUUGAAACGUUUGGAGGUAUUUUCAUCAGAACCAUUGUUAUUGGAUUCAGGCCACAAAUGGGAAACACUCAAGUAGAGGUGCAGCUACAGUUCAACAAUUCCGUAUCGACUGAUGAAAUUCCAGAAGCUGAUGUGGUGGUAGACACAUUGGUACAGGCUGUAAAUAGUCCCAACAACACUUUCAAUCUUACUUUGGAUUCAGACUCAAUAGCAGUCAUUCGUAAAACCAGAAACAACUACCCGUGUAUCCACAACUCAAAGGCCAACAACCAUCCUGGUACCACCAACGAAUGGACCAACUAA